AUGCGAGAAUAUUGUCUUUAAGAAAAUACCUUACUCUCUAAUGAAGCAAGGUUAGUAUUAAAAUCUCCUAAGAAAAUGUCAAAUCAUUAAACAUCACUUAUUUUGAAAACAGCCCUUCUCGGUAAAAUUGUGAUGUAUAUCAUCUUGAUUGUAAGUGGUAUAGCUUCUUUAUUUGAUAAUCUAGAAAUUUUAUGGAAUCUCCUUGAUAUACUAUAAUAAUUAUCAUAUAUGAAAUUUCCAGAAAACUUAUAAAUCUAGUUAGAAAUAUAUAAAAUUGGUUCUUUUACUCCAAUAAUUUCUUAUAAACAGAUAUAUAUUUACAAAAUUUAUUUGAUUGUCAAAAUUCCAAUCAUACCAGCUAAAUGGAUAUAUCAAGAGUAUGAAAUAAUUGUUACUUUUUGUAUAACUUUUUAACAUUAGUCACUCUAAGUAUAUUUGGAUUUGCUUAUUUUUAAUUUCAUUUUGCUUCUAUAAAUCCUUGUUGUUAUUUCAAAUUACAAUUGACCUGCUAUUUUUUACAGUAGUAAAUCAGAAAGCUUAUUUAAAGUUGUCAGAUCUAUUUUCUCCUUAUAGAAAUUGGAAAGAAAUAAUAUUAGUAAUUUACAUACUCUGGAUUAAUCAGAAUCCUUACAUCUUACUUUUAUGAAUUAACUUUUGCAUCAAUUUUAUAAAUUGCCAAUUACAAUAUUGAUACUACUUUAAAUGCAACCAUUCAUUAUUAGCACUAAUUACAUUUCAAUUAAAUCUAAUCCUCAUAAUGUUAUUUUUUUCUUAUUUAAGUAAAAAAGAUAAAGUAAACAAAAAACUAUCUGGCUUAGUGGAAGGAAUAAAUGUUGAAUAAGGAUCUAAACAAUAUUUUACUAUAUUGUUGAUAAAAAAAACUUUAAUCAUUGUUAAUUUAGUUGUAUUAUAAGAAUAUGCGGCUGCUUAGAGUUUAAUUACAGCUUGUUUAUCAGGAUUAUUUUUUUGUUAUUUUUAUAUUUAUAAACCUUUUGAAAACACUUAUGAAAAUAUGAAAAUAUUCAUCACAGAAAUUCUAAUUAUGCUUAAGGUUAUACUCUUUUCUGGUUAUGCUAUUCUAAAAUUCAAUUAAAACAAAGACCCAGCCGAAGUUUUAUGUUUGAUUAAUGUGAAGUAUCAAUUAUAAAAAAACAUUUAAUAAGUAGAUUUACUAUAGGUGGUUCACAUUAAUGCUUGUUUCACCUUGUUCAUUUAGAUUCACUAAUAAUUAUUAAAAUAUACUCAUUCCUCUUUGCAUAUAUAUUCUAGAUGGAUAAAAUUUCGAUUAACUUUCAUUAAAGGUUUUAUUAACUAGAAUUUAGAAUUUUAAGAACACCAAUAUUAAAUCUAUUUGA
Messenger RNA from Paramecium primaurelia, 1355 nucleotides. The record is from the annotation of a GenBank genome assembly. NCBI's taxonomy places the organism in Eukaryota, Ciliophora, Oligohymenophorea, Peniculida, Parameciidae.